UUACUAUCCCCUCUCUGCUAUCCGCAACUCUGCCGGUCACUACAUCAGUCAAUGUUUCUGCAGCCUCAAUGGAUCCACCCAACAUGCUGCCCGUUACAUUACGUGGGAAAGAUGAGGGGCGGUCAGGGGAAGGACUAACGAGAAUGGGAGACAGCCCACCAUGCCUCAUUGCACACCAGGGUUUUCAUGGUCGAGCGAUACAACAAACUACUCCCGAGAGGAGACUGCAGGCAGCACUGUAA
Acaulospora colombiana is the source of this 242-nucleotide messenger RNA. The record is from the annotation of a GenBank genome assembly. Lineage: Eukaryota; Fungi; Glomeromycota; Glomeromycetes; Diversisporales; Acaulosporaceae.